Messenger RNA from Penaeus vannamei (Pacific white shrimp), 2080 nucleotides. NCBI's taxonomy places the organism in Eukaryota, Metazoa, Arthropoda, Malacostraca, Decapoda, Penaeidae. The record is from RefSeq and is a predicted model, not a curated record.
CAUGAUACAGGAGCUUGGGAUACCUCCAGACCAGGCUAUAGCAGACUUCAACAGCGCGCGAGGCCACGAGCAGGAACGCCAGAACUACUUGGCCAACCUUCGGCGGGCAUCCUGGCUUCAGGGCACGCCCUCAACCCCUUCCACGCCCUCCGCCGUCCGUAAGGCGGCGUCAUCAGACGAGGAAAGGAGCGACGCCGAGACCCCGACCUCCGCGCCCCCCAUCCGAAGGUGGAGCGGCCCUCAGCGAGAGGCCGGCGACGAGGGCUGGGCGCCGUGGAAGGGCGCUUCUCCGAAGACCCGCUACCGUAGCUCCCCGUACUCGAGGCAGCCUUCGCCCCAUGGCGCCCGCCGCUACUACGACGAGCGGUACCAGGGCCGUGUGGCGCCGCAGUACGAUCCCUAUUUCUACCAGGAGCGGGGUUCGGGCGUGGGCCCGCAUCGCUCCAUGCCCCACUGGUCGCGCAGGCAGCAGCAGGAGCAGGCCGCCGGCGUCCGGGGCCCUCCUCGGCAAUACCGCGGGCCGCGACCCUACCGGAGUCCCGCCAGGCGAGAGGAAGAGUUCCUGCUCAAGUCGGAAGAGCCGAACACCCCGAACGGCGCCCUCCUCGCGACGCCGCCCUCCCGACGUGACCAGAGCUCAUCGCUGCCUCGCACGCCGUACUGGCCCGGCGCUGCCGACGGGCCGAGACGCCGCGCCUUCAGCCCCGGCGCAGAGGACAACGUGUUCAGCCCCGUGACUCCGCACAGGCGCUCGGCGAGAUGGAAUCCCUACUAACGCCCUUGACCCGCUUCCCGACACCCUUGACCCGCGUCCUGACACUGGCAGACCUCGUCUUCUGACCUCUCUCGGACCUCCUUGCUGGUGCUUCGACGUAAAAGCCUUCGCUCACUUAUUUCUAUUAAUGAGCAUCCAGUAGGGUUAUUUGUGUAAAUUUCUUAGGGAUUUUUUAAAUUGUUAUGGGAUGUGUUUAUUUGAUGUACAUCAUUCAUCAAACUGGCGGGUGAGUUGAUUUCCAACGUUGUUUUUUUUUUAUGUAUGCUAGGUCUUACUCUGCUGAAUGUGUAAAUGUGUAAAAAUGUAAACCGAGUUGGAAUUCUUGGUAAAUCUUUGAAUAAAUCUUGCCAUAUUUUACAGGAAGACCGUCUUCCUAAUCUUGAUUUAUAUUGGAGAAAAAGUGUUUGGCUGUAAGCUCAAGAAAAUGCAAUUUGCAUAUUAGCUUAUGUUUUAUUCUUAUUUUUCUUUCUUUGUGUGUGUGUGUGUGUGUGUGUGUGUGCGUGCGUGCGUGCGUGCGUGCGUGCGUGCGUUUUUUCCGUAACAUAGUAUUCGGGCAAGCAUAUUUAUUACAUGAUAUUAGGCGUUAGUUCAUGAAAUGAGGAACAGGUAGGAUCAUUUGUAAUAUUGUGAAUUCUUGCUAUUUUGAGUAUUUUAGAAUCAAACGAUUGUAUAAAUAGGGUCUGUAUAAACGUAUUACUUGUACUAUAUAUUAUGAUUUAGAAGUGUACUUACGUGUUUUUUUCAAGUGCAGACGGCAUCGAGUAUAUGUGGACAGCGGCCACUUACAAAAGAUUGAGAACCGACCCAAUGAAUAUUCACGCAUGCGAACAUGUAUAUAAACAAAAAUGAAUGUAUCUGUCUCUCUAUCGGAUAGAUAGACAUUUAUAUAUCUAUAUAUCAGGUAGAUAUGCAUAUUUGUGUAUAUGCAUGUCCGUAUAGUGAAAAUUUAUUGGGUCGGGCCUCGCACAAUUUUAACAACCCGGCCGAAAGACCGUACUCACGCACUACUGACAUAAUAAGCAAACCACCAGAUUUUACGUAACUAAUACGAAUGCAAUUUCUUUUGUUUUCCUUUCUUGUUUCAACCAAUUCAAAUAUUAUUUCGUCUGAUUUAUUACACAGUUGUUUCUACAUUAUUGUAAAAUGAAUACAUUGUAUAUCAGUAUAAACAGUAUAUUUAUAUAAAAUGAAAGAAGUAUUUGAAACAAAUAGUCAGUGUUAUAGGUACUAAUACGUAAGUACCAUAUUGUCUUUAUAUUUUUGUCACAGCCUUGUAUGCUAGAUUGUAAAAAAGUAUCAAGACAU